AAAGUUAAAGGCCAGCAGCAAUGGAAACAGCAGCUUUCUGUUUCCAUUUACUAUGAUGCGCAAGAAGCUUGUUAUUGGCUGUCUGUGAGCAUGACUGUGUAUUUACUUCCUGAUGAAGGUGGAGUGCUAUAAAACAAGAACAGACAGGCUGAUCCUCAGUUAUAUGGCUUUGACUUAUUACAGUGACAGCUCAUUUAUGAUGAAGAAAUGGAUAAAUUCAGUAAGAAAGUCAUACAGCUCGUCAAAGAUCACCCUGAAGGAAUCCCAGUCUUGAAGCUGGCUGUGUUCUACAAUCAGAAGUAUCAUCAUAACCUGGUUGUGUCAGAUGCUGGCUUCUCCAACAUUGCUGAUUUCAUUGCUUCUUUGUCCGAGCAUCUGGUAGUAAAAAAUCGGACAAUUUUCCACAGAAAACACAUAUCUCAGACCCAGGACACUGGAGAGGAUGAGCAAGAGGCUCAUAGCCACCCAGAAGACAAGGACAGAACAUCACAGGAAGUAGUGGAAUUGGUUCAGGAGUACCCAGAAGGCAUCCCUCUCAAGCAGCUAGCUAUAUUCUACAGUUCUCACUACAAGCAAAACCUGGUUGUUUCAAACCUAGGCUUCUCUUCAAUCGCCAGUUUUGUUGAUUCCUUGUCAAAGGAUUUGCUGGUGGAAAAUGAGCGCAUCUUCCACAAGAUGCACAGGGCUACUCCUGCGCCACAAGCACCGUUGAAUCAAACCCCUCCCACAAUGAAGACUAGUUCUGGAAUAUCUUUUGGUGUUGCAUCAGUGCGAAAGGAAGGUGAGAUGACCCAAGAAGAGCUACUUGAGAAGGUUACGGAGGUUAUCAGAGUCUACCCAGCUGCUGCAACCUCCAUUACACAACUGAUGAAUGGCUACUUCCUACAUUUUGGGUCUAUACUGCCACUGGCGCUGUAUAUGUCACUGUACAACAGUCAGACCAGCACACAGCAGGCACCUUUUGGCCAAGCACAGAUUAUUGCAGAACAGGGGACAGGAAGUCCUGCUACAUCAGUACAGAUGCUCACUACACCUACUGCAAGCCCCCAGCAUGGUCUUGUGACACACCAGGCGGCUAAAGAAGUGAUACGUUCCAAGAGCGGCUCUCCUGUGUGGCGGCUCACUGCUACUCCACCUCCUGCAGGUUCCAGUCUCACAUCAUUGAUGGACUUCCCACCUCUUGGUACCAAACACCCCAGAGCUGAGGAGAGGAGAAUGAGAGAUGGCCAGGAUGGAAGCGGCCUGGUGUUCCGUGAUGCCCACCAUGCCCAGCUGAGAGAGGUGCACGGCGCUAAUGUUCGUGCAGCAGAGGCCUUGGAGGCUGCAAAUGAGAAGAAGGAGACUGUGGAUAGGUGCAAGAAGAGGCCAAGUCUCGACGAUGUCAACAGCCUUGCUGAGGACACCAUCCGCGACAUCGCAACUGAUGGGGAACAUGUCACAGUGGAGAAGGUGAUGAACAAAGUGUGCAUGCUUUUGCAAGUUCCAUCCUUGAACGCAGUGGGGAUCAGAUCUUAUUGGCAUCUGCCUGCUCUGAAGGAACUCGAGCGCACCAUUAAAGAGAUCAACCUCUUCAUUCAAUCAAUAGAGGCGAUCUGUUCCAUGUGCACUCUCUAUGAGCUGGGUCAGGCUAUUGCCGGCAUCAAGAACAAGAAGCGAUUUGAAGAGCUCCACCUAGGCCCACUUUGCAAAAUCCCACUUGUUCAUCGGCUGUUCACAAUAAGCAGCAACACCAAAGAUGAUGAUAUAUACCAGAUCGAGACUGUGGAUCUUCUUAGGAGUCUUCGUAACUUCAGGAGAAAGCAGAACAAGCAUAAGGUAGAUCUUGCUGAGUUCAUGCAGUACCUUGCAGACCAGUAUAGCUGUGAAUCACCAUAUGAACUUGGAGUCCGGAUCCAGAGUGUUGGGCUGCCCAUUUCAACAUUGUCGAAGGCAUAUGGGUAUGAGAACACUUGCUUGGAGAAAGCCAGAGUGGCCAUUCAGAAGGAGAUUGAGGAGCAAAUGGAGAACAGGCUGUGGAAGAUUAAAAAGAGUUUACUGGAGCCGGCACAGGGAGCGCCGCUCUACUCUUCCUCUGGCAGCCUGGAGCUCAGGAAGAAGUAUGCCAGCUUGACUGCUGCUGAGGCCAUCAUUGAGAUCUUCACUAACUCUGAGGGCAUUUUCAGUCAAAGGAUGACCAAGCAUGUUCAGGACUUCCUCAUGUACGUGUCAGGAGAUAGGCUGGCUCGGACAUUGUUUCAGCUGGCUAUCUGUGGCGGCUCCCUGGCCAUCCCAAAUGAUCUCGCUCCGAAGGAGAAACCCCAAAAACAAGUCCAGGAGCAGAAAGCAUCUGAGAAGAAGGCAACUGUGAUGCCCCCCACUGAAGAUGCUGUGAAGCAGUAUUUCCAGAACUGUGUAUCCAGCUUCACGGGCACGGUGACUCUGCGAUAUCUCAGCCGGCUGGAGAAGAAAUUGGCUGAUAAUUUCAAGUUCAGGGAGUUUGGCCAGCUACAACAGGGCUCCUUCCUUGAGUUCCUGGUCAAAAACAUGCAGAUUCUACAGGAUGCUGCAGGAGGCGCUGUGGCUAUUGACAACCAGGAUAUUCGAGCAUACGGCUUCAGACCCAGCAAGCAAGAUGUGUAUGAGUUUAUUAAACAAUGCGAAGAAGCAGAUCCUUCACAACUGCCAUUUAUUGAGGCUGCACUCAGGAGUCAUUACAGGGUUCAGAACAGUCGAGAUCUGGGCUAUGGAAAACUUUGUACACUGGCAGACUUCGCCAAACGCCAGAAGGAGCUGUGUGAAGGGGCCAGUUCCAGUGUUGUGCGCUACGAAUGCCCUCUGUUCCCUAAAGAGCCAGAGGACAUGCUAGUGGAGACGGUGGGUUUGUUGGGGGAUGUGAGCCGGGAGCAGGCAAUGGCGAGUCUCCUCACUGCUCCACUGCUGGAGGAUUUGGCUGAAUGGAGCCAGUGGGAGUUGGUCUUUCAGCCCAAUCAUGGAUCACUCAAACAGUUCAUUGAAAAAUACUGCAGUAACACAGACCUGCUGGCUUUGGAAGUUUCUCCUGGAGUGCUGUUGAGGAUUACCUCCGUCACUGGGUUUAAAUUCUUCUCUGAAGCUGCCCAGGCCCUUGACCCUGCAGGCACCGCCGGUCACCUAGUGUCCAUUGUGGUGGCUGAUGGGAUUUCAAACACUCCCACAGCACUGCUGGCCAAUCACAUGGAGAGUUCACUAGCAGCAGCAGCUGCCAGAGAAGAUCCAUCCCUUGGUGAAGAUGAAUGCUCCUUCAGCACGGUGGCCAAGUUCGUGCUUGAGUGUGUAACUCGGAUGCCUACGAGAAUCUGCAGGGAGCUGCUGCAACAGGUGUUUCUGGAGCCUCUCUCUCGAGUGCUUGGCCAAGCCAGGUCUAAAGCUGUCCUCCUGGAUGCAGCCAAGUCGGAGACAAGGUACCUCAACAAGCUCCAUCAGUUGGGCAUCCUCUUGGGCAUCACUGAGUGGGUGGAGGACUUCCACACCAAACUCAUCUUACCCCUGAUACCUGAGGUACCCUCACAGAACCUGCCAGCCGACUCUAUGAGUGAUGCAUCCUCAGUGUUGAGUCUGGUUGACAGUGAGAAUCUGUUGGAAGACUUUGUCUCCAGUUCCAAAGCUUCUCAGCAGGAUAUUAAUGACAGCACCAGGAACAAUGCCAAUGUUGAUGUUGAAGAUGAUGCAGAUGAUGAGGAUCUCUUUGAAUUGGCAUCAGAGAAGAAUGAAGAGGUUAACAGCAGUGUUGACAGUAAAGAGGAGGAUGAGGAGGCUGAAGGUGUAGAAGAGCCUCCUGACGGACAAUCAGAUGGGGACAAGCCCGUUAUUGAGCAGCUCAGCUUGCAGAGAACCAUCGUCGAGGACAUCAGGAAAAAUGAGUUUGGUGUGGGAGUAGAGCUGAAUGAAGCAGGUCAGAACCUGAUGAAGAAGCAACAAGCGAGGCUCGGCCGCAGUCUCGAACGCCUCUCCACUGAACUAUACAGCAAAGACACGCACUUUGUUCUGGAGCUAAUUCAGAAUGCUGAUGAUAACAGCUACCCACUAGAUAGAAAAGAGGAUCCUGCUUUGGCCUUUGUAGUGCAGAAAGACUGCAUCACCAUUCUAAACAACGAGUGUGGCUUUGAAGAGAAGAAUGUGAGAGCUAUCUGUGACGUGGGAAAGAGCACCAAGGGAAAACACACCUGUGGCUACAUAGGGCAGAAAGGCAUUGGCUUUAAAUCAGUUUUUAAAGUCACAGACUGUCCUGAGAUCCACUCCAAUGGCUUCCAUAUCCUAUUUGACAAGACCAGCAGCGACAUGGGUUACAUCCUGCCUCACUGGGUGGAGAAGGAGAGGCCUGUGCCAUCUGUUGCCAAGGAGAUAGCUGAGAAAAGCUGGGCCACAAAGAUCUUCCUGCCUCUUCGAUCAGAAAGCUACCAGACCAAAAACCUUUUCCAUGAUGUGCACCCAUCCCUCCUGCUGUUUCUCCACCGUCUCCGCUCCAUCACUAUCUACAGUGAGGCUGAGAAGAAAGUGGUGUCCAUGACGAGACGAGAUCUGACUGAUAACAUCCUGGAGGUGGAGCACACGGGAGGUGUGGAGCGCUGGCUGGUCAUCAAGAAAAUACUGUACCCUACGAAGAUUAAAGUGGAUGUGGAAUCGACAGAGCUAGCGCUUGCCUUCCAGCUCAGUAAUGGCUCCGAGGGUGAAGUGAAGGUUCAGCCUCGGCAGCAGCCCGUCUUCGCAUUCCUGCCCCUGCGAAGCUUCGGCUUCCGCUUCAUCGUCCAAGGAGAUUUUGACAUUCCUUCUUCUCGAGAGGAUGUUGAUAGAGACAGUUCCUGGAAUCAAUGGCUCCGGUCUGAAAUCCCACAACUCUUCCUGCAAGCUAUGGAUGUUUUCAGUAGUCACCCCGAGUUUACUGGGUUGCAGGGACUCUGCCACUUCUUGCAGUAUAUCCCUCAGCCUAGUGAGAUCCUGGACUUUUUCAACCCUGUGGCCAAACAGAUCAUCCAGCUGCUGAAGGGGAAACCGUGCCUUCCAAUCAAGAUGGACAGCAAGGGCAGAGUGGAGUUCAAGUUGCCUUCGCAGGUGGCUGUGUGCCAGGACCCACUGUUCCAGGACGUGAUUGGAGGAGAGGAGUUGUAUAAGCACCUGAACCUUUCAUACCUUCACCCUGCACUGCAGUCAUCACUGUCAUCUUCUCUGCUCACUGCUCUGGGUGUCCAGCGGCUGAAGGCUCCUAACAUCACCACCGUCAUCUGUGCAAUGGCCAAGAGUCUCGUACAAGAGGACGAUAUUCACUCAGAUGCCAGUCUGAAAAAGCUGGCCAAGCUGCUGGCAUGUAAUUUCCGUGCUCUGGAAACUGAGUACAAUGAGGUGGAUAGCCUCCUCCAGGCCCUCCGAGAGGUUCCCAUGAUCCCUCUGGCAGACGGCCGUGUGGUGGCUCUCAGUGCAGAGGGUGUCUUCUUUCCUCUCACUGAGAAGACUCACAAAGGUCUGGAUGAUCUGUACAAGGACCUGAGCAUCAUAGAGCCGCGGCUGCUGGAAUGUCUGGAUAAGUUGGGUAACUCUCAGGUGCGCGAGCUGCUCUGUAGACUGCAGGUUCAUGAACUGGAGCCCAAAGAGGUGCUGCAGAAGCACAUCUACCCCAUACUGAAGAACGCUGCUUGGAAGGAAAAGCCGAAGGGCAUCACUGUCAGCUACCUGGUGUUUAUAAAGGAGCAUUCGCAGGAGCAAGACUACAGAGUGCUGAGGGAAGCUAUCCCCGUACUCACCAACAAGGGUUUCCUCUGCCCCGGCCAAAGCAAAGUGCAGUUCUCCAAAGAGUAUGGCAACAUGGACCUGCCCACCAAGCUACCUGGUGUGGACUGGGUGCUGCUGGAUCCAUGCUACCUGCAUGAUGGAGAUGUAUCAGGAUGGAGGGAUUUCUUGAGUGACCUUGGAGUGAGGGAUCUUCUCAUUUUCAGGAAGGAGCAACGCACCCUCAGAGCCACUGAGAUGGCAUCAAGCCCAUGGGCAGUGGAGGCAGAGCUGUGGCCCAAAACUGAUGAUAAACUGUAUGUCAUAGAGGAUAGUCAGUGUGAAGAGCUCCACUCACUGAUAACGGCAGAUCAACUUCCCUCUGACAUCAAACUGCAGCAAAGACAUGCUCUGAUCAACCUGCUGGAGAACAACUGGGACACUGGAGAGAAGUAUGCUCAGUACCUCAGUGCUCAAGUACUGGACAGCCAGGGUCGCACCCUAAGAGAUGCCAAGUCCUCUUUCUACUACUACCUCAUGCAGUUGGCAUGGGUGCCUGCCUACAAGCCCAUGCAGGACGGGAAAGAGGUUGUGGAGUGCUUGAUUCCAAACAAGGUGUAUCUCUUUUCUGACAAAGUGCACCUUCUCUUGGGAUCCCACGUCUAUUACGUGAAACUGGAUCCCAGCGAAUUCUCCAGAGCUGUAGGGAUGAGACACACUGUUCUGGUGGAUGAGAUGGUCAGCUACCUGAAAUGCUGGUGUAUGAAGAAGUCUGAUGGCGGCGAGGCUGAAGGAGCCGAUUUCAUCACCACCGUGCAGCACAUCCACUCCGUAUACCAUUACUUGCAAGAACAUUGCUCACUCCCACAGCUUAGAGAGUUCUUCCAGCACUCACCAGCUGUCUUCAUAGAGUAUGACAGGAAGGACGAGUGGUCUUCAGGACACUUCUACCAUCUCAAGGACGUGUGCUGGCGAGAUCCAACAGGCAUGUUUGUCAGAUACAAGGAGCUGAUCCGCAAGCCAGACAGCAGGGUCCAGGAACCUAAAGUAUUGGCUCCAUUUUAUAGCAAAUUGCAGCACAUGGAAGAACUGUUUAUGAAGUCUUUGAAUGUGGAGCCCAGUCCAUCCAUGAAGCAGUAUGUGGACCUUUUGGAGGCUGUAUGUGAAUCAUCGCCACUUCCCACAGGAGAUGUGCUUCAGGAUAUCUCCAUCAUUUUUGCCAGACUGGCCGAAAAAUGUAAAAAAACUUCGUACACACAGCAUGAUGAAGACAUCGAACUGGACCAGUUCUACUGCAGAAAUCUGAAAGAAAUGGUGUCUCGUAUGAAGGUGUUUCCUACCAAGACACAGGGCUGGGUCACACUAGCCCGGAAACCUAUGAUAGCAGACAACCCAACCCUGGAGAAGAUCUUCAAAUCUCAUGCAGAAGUUUGCCUACUCAACCUGCCCUCAGCUCAGAAGAAAGCAGCCAACGGACUUAAACCAAACCCAAAAGGCAAGCUGCAUGAGGAGAAGCUGGCCUUCAGUGAGGGAGACCGUGAGCUGUUCCUGGAGAUCUGUGGCGUGAAGAAACUCUCCCAGUGUGUCACCACCGAACCCCAGACGGAGAACUACAGGCCAUGUCCGGCUAUGCAGAACCUGGUGCGUGACCUCAUCCUGUACAUCCAGAGGUUCAUCUACCACCAUGAUGAGCUCAGAGAAAUGUACAAAGACAUGAAAGAGAGCGGAAUUGCCCAGGAGAUCAAGUCACUGAAGUUUGGUCAAGUGGGAAAGCUGUACAUUUAUUACCGUCUGGAACAGCCAGAUGAGAGCCUCAUUGUAGAGAGUGAAGACAUCGUAUGUCUUCUGAAAGACAGGAAAGAGUUCUACAUUCAGAAAGACCAUCUGUCAUCCAAAAUGGCCAUCUACAGAGAGCUGGUGAAACUGUUCACCACAGAGAAGAGCUUUAUGGAGGAACUGAAACAAUUUCUCGAGGAACUUAUGUGCACCGAUGAUACAGAUUAUUUGAAAAAAAUACUGGACAAUAAAGGCAUUAAGGAGCUUCCUCAGGAUGAAGAGCGAUGGGAGGUUCCAGCACCGCUGGAGACACCCGAACCCAGGAAGCUCUUUACCAACAGCUCAUCAGGAACUGUGAGUGCACAGGAAGUGGAAAUGAACACAAAUGAUGAUGAUGAUGAUGAUGAUAAACUGCACUGCUGGCCUCCCAAAGCAUCACUCAGCAAAACAGGAGGCAGAAGCACAGGAAAAGGAAGCCAGGCAGUGGAGGCAGUAAUGAAGAUGUGGCCUCCUCCAGCACCUCCAGCUUCUUCAGCUCCUGCUCACUGGGGCUCUGGAGCUGAAAGAAGCUCACUCAAUACAAGUGCUCAGGAAAAUACAGCAGAACUCCAGCUACACCGAGAGCCAGGUGCUCCAAGUAUUCAGGGAUUUCAGGGACCCAGGUCAAGCGAUCACAUUCCACACACAGAAGAACAAACUCCCAAAGCUACUGUACAGGUGAUCCAGGGUGUUGAUGCUACUAACGAAGCCCAUGCUGGGUCCAGUGUGGCUCCUGGUGAACAAGCUGAAACCAGCGUGGACAAGCCAGAGAGCAACAGUACUCCAUCUCCAGAGCAAGUUCAUAAGCCAGUCCAACCUCCAGAAGUCAUGGCAAGCCAGUUCCAGGGAAGCGUUAUUCACCGUCCACCCGUGCCUCUGGAGAAUGCAGUAUGGAUCAAACCGACAGUUGCAGAAGCAGUGCUGGAGGACCUUGUCCUAGACUUCAGUUUGCCCAACUCCCUGCAGAUAUCAAACGAUUGCGAUGACAACGAUGAUAUCGGGAGAUGGGGAGAGCAGCUGGUCUACUCCUUCCUCAACCGCUGGCGAGAAAGCGGAGAAGGACCACGAGAGAUCACCUGGCCCAAUGAAAAGGGUGAGAGCGGCCAGCCGUACGAUUUCAAACUGAUCUUCCCAAGUGGAUAUAACAACACACGAGAGGUGUUCGUGGAAGUCAAGACAACAGUCAAGCAGGAGAAGCACUUUAUUCACCUGUCAGCCAACGAGCUCGACUUUGCACUGAAGGAGAAGGAAAAGUAUCACAUAUACAGAGUGUACGGUGCCGGAAACUCACAACUUACCCGUCUUUGUCGCAUCAAGAACCUUGCCCAGCAUCUGCAUUCCAAAACACUAGAAUUGUUUUUAUUUGUGUAGAGUGAAAAUAUUGAAACCUUUCUAUCAGUUGUCCAUAUAAUUUUAUUUUGCACUAGUGACUUUAUGCACUGUCUACCUUUGGCUUUAGUCCACAUUUUACAUGGUUUUUAAAAUACAGGUUUAAUUAUUAUAAGAUCUUUUAGUUCUUUUAUACCUCUCUGUCUUGUGUUCAGUGUUAUAUAUAUUCUGUCUUAUGCAACUUAAAAUACUAAAU
Neoarius graeffei (lesser salmon catfish) is the source of this 9118-nucleotide messenger RNA. RefSeq lists its product as uncharacterized. NCBI's taxonomy places the organism in Eukaryota, Metazoa, Chordata, Actinopteri, Siluriformes, Ariidae. The transcript is spliced from 46 exons. The coding region runs from base 208 to 8904 and encodes 2898 amino acids. The record is from RefSeq and is a predicted model, not a curated record.